AUGCUUUUCACACCAUAAUUUCAUAAUAUAAAUACCCCAAAAAAUAAACAAGAAUCUUCACACCAAGAAGAGAAAGAAAAGAAAAUGGAUAGGUUUGAUGAUGAAAACGGAGGGAUCCCAUUUCCCCAAUAUUAUGCAAGUGAAUUUGGUUUGAUCGAUUUCAUGGAUGAAGCCAAUGUGGAUCAGUUCAUCGAUCUCAUUCGUGGAGAAAAUAUUCAAAAUGAUCAACCUAUUUUCAACUUGUUCGAUCAAGACUACCAAUACUGCCGCGGAGAUGAGAGCAUUCAUGUCGCCGCCGCCGUUGAGGACUGCCAUUUCCUUCCACCACCGCCGCCGCAGGCGGAGCUCUUCGAUUUCGACGCAGGCCAUGAAUUCGGGCUGCUGAAUGCAUGCGAGAUUACCCAGGCGGAGGAGGAGGAACUUCUCAUGGAUGAGGAUGAUCAGUCGUCGGGCUCAGGCACCACCACCACCGCGACCGGCUCGAGAAGCGCUUCCGGCAAGGCUGACAGAUCGAAAACAUUGGUGUCGGAGCGGCGGAGGAGAGGCCGCAUGAAGGAGAAGCUCUAUGCCUUGCGCUCUUUGGUUCCUAACAUCACAAAGAUGGAUAAAGCUUCGAUAGUGGGCGACGCGGUGUUGUACGUGCAAGACCUGCAAAUUCAGGCGAGGAAGAUAAGGGCUGAGAUCGCAGGUUUCGAGGAGAAAACUCAACAUAAAAAAACUACUCAAAAUGGUAGCAAAUCCAAUUCAACAACCUGCUUCUACCCCACAACGAAGAAGAUUUUUAAGAUGGAGGUGUCGCAAGUAGAGGAUAGAGGGUUUUACGUGAGAAUUGUGGCAAACGGGGGCCACAGCGUCGCCGCCCUCCUCUACCGUGCUCUUGAAUCUCUCACCACCUUCGACGUCCGGAGCUCCAGUUUGGCUGCAUCUUCUGAUCAGAAUUAUGUCUUCACCUUCACUUUGCAUACGAUGGAAGGGGGAGUGGAGGUGAACUUGCAGAGUGUGAAGGUGUGGAUUGCUAGCGCUUUUCUCAACCAGGGAUUUGAUUUUCAGACAUCAUAAUGAUCUGCAGGGAUUUUACUAAUUAACUAAACUUCCAAUUGAUUUUGAUCUUGUAGUCUCUUUAUUCGACUCUUGUUUUUCAAUGUUGAGGCUAUUACUAUAAUGCCAACAUGAGAAAAUUCCCCCGUUCGGAUUCAUGUUCUAGCUCUCACAUUUUAUGUGAUAUGUGUGUAUGUAUAAGGUAGAGUUAGAUAACAAUCUCAUUUUAAAAUUAAUAUAGGAAUUGUAAAUACAUGAUGAA
This is a messenger RNA of Salvia miltiorrhiza (redroot sage), 1300 nucleotides long. Its product is annotated as transcription factor FER-LIKE IRON DEFICIENCY-INDUCED TRANSCRIPTION FACTOR-like. Gene Ontology annotation, cellular component: nucleus. The coding region runs from base 85 to 1059 and encodes 324 amino acids. NCBI's taxonomy places the organism in Eukaryota, Viridiplantae, Streptophyta, Magnoliopsida, Lamiales, Lamiaceae. Gene Ontology annotation, biological process: regulation of DNA-templated transcription. The record is from RefSeq and is a predicted model, not a curated record. The transcript has 4 exons. Gene Ontology annotation, molecular function: sequence-specific DNA binding; DNA-binding transcription factor activity; protein dimerization activity.